AUACGAACUUUCUAAAAAGCCCCUUACCAACCUAAACUCAUCAUGCCUCCUAGAAGACAAAAUCCUCCUUGUCAACGAGUUGUUCGGGACAUAGAAAUGGAAGAACUACGUCAACAAAUCCAAAGGCUUCAAGAAAGACUCGAAGCUUUUAAGGGACAACAAGCUCAACACUCGCAAGAUGAACCACAUGAGUUAAAGGAAGAUACUGAUAACGAGAAUCCCUUCCAUCACCUAAGGGAUAAUGAAAGCUCAUCAUCAAUAGAAAGAGUUCGUCGUCGACGACGUCCCCAACAAAAUGCUGCUCCCAAAUCCACUGACCUUGGCAUCAAAAUCGAUAUUCCAGAUUUUGAAGGUCGGCUUCAACCAGAUGAAUUUAUCGACUGGUUGAAUACUGUGGAAUGUGUGUUUGAACUCAAGGAUAUUCCUGACGACAAGCAUGUGAAGCUCGUUGCCAUCAAAUUAAAGAAACAUGCAUCCAUUUGGUGGGAGAAUCUCAAACGUAGUCGAGAAAGAGAAGGCCGUAGCAAAAUUAGAACUUGGGAGAAAAUGUGUCGAGAGCUUACUCGUAAGUUCUUACCUGACCGUUACUACCAAGAUAAUUUUGUUAAAUUUCAUAACUUGCAGCAAAAAUCUUUGACUGUGGAAGAAUAUACUAUGGAGUUCGAACAAUUAAUGAUGAAGUGUGAUGUUCCGGAAAAGGACGAGCAAACCAUAGCUCAAUAUCUUGGAGGAUUGGACUAUGACAUUUCCAAAGUUGUUCAACUUCAACAAUAUUGGACUUUGGAUGAUGGAAUUUGGCUAGCAUUGAGGGUUGAAAAGCAAAUCUCAAAGAAGAAUAUCACUAGUGCUUCAAAAUCGCGAGAUUUUGGAGCCAACAGAGGGACUCAAGCCUCAAAAACUGUUGCUAAGACCCCUGCCAAGACUGAGAAGGAAGUCAGCUCAAGCCGUCUAGCUCAAUCUAACACUCAAAAGUGUUUCAAGUGUCAAGGAUUUGGCCACAUAGCCUCUGACUAUCCAAAUAGGAGAGCUGUCACCAUUAUCGGAGGAGAAAUUCAUGAAGCCUCAGAAGAUGAAGCAGAAAAGGAGCAAAAUGAUGAAACUGACUCACCCCAGCUUGAGGAAGAACUCAUCCUAGCUGACCAUGGAGAAUCUUUGGUUGUGCGGAAAGUCUGUAAUGUCAUCAUUGACAGUGGAAGUUGUGAGAAUGUUGUGUCAAAUUAUAUGGUUGAGAAGCUAGGUCUGCCUGUCAAAGAUCAUCCCCAUCCAUACAAGUACCAAGAUGAAGUAUGGUGUGAUGUUAUUCCUAUGGAUGCUUGUCACUUGUUACUUGGUCGCCCUUGGCAAUUUGACCGAAAGGCUAUCCAUGAUGGCCAUGCCAACACCUACUUGUUUGUGAAAGAUGAAGAAAUUCGAUCUCUCCUUGAAGAAUUUUCUGAUGUUGUUCUUGACGAGAUCCUUCCUGGAUUACCACCAAUGAGAGACAUUCAGCAUGCCAUUGAUUUCAUUCCAGGAUCUGUCAUCCUAAACAAGCCUGCUUAUCGGAUGAACCCUCAAGAGUAUGCGGAACUUCAACGACAAGUCAAAGAAUUGAUGGAGAAAGGACUUGUCAAGGAAAAUGUUAGCCCAUGUACCGUGCCUGUGCUACUCGUCCCAAAGAAAGAUGGAACUUGGAGAAUGUGUGUAGAUAGUCGAGCAGUCAACAAAAUCAUUAUCAAGUACCGCUUCCCAAUUCCACGCCUUGAUGAUAUGCUUGAUCAAUUGCAUGGAGCUACUGCCUUCCCAAAGAUUGAUUUGAGAAGUGGAUAUCACCAAAUUCGAAUGCGUCCCGGUGAUGAAUGUAAGACAACAUUCAAAACUAGAGAUGGUUUGUACGAGUGGACGGUCAUGCCAUUCGAAUUGUCUAAUGCUCCCAGCACUUUCAUGUGCCUUAUAAACCAGGUAUUUCGACCCUUCAUUGGGAAAUUUGUUGUGGUUUACUUUGAUGAUAUCUUGGUAUAUAGCAAGAAUGAACAGGAGCACCUAGACCAUCUUCGGCAAGUUUUUGAAGUCCUUAAAGAACAGAAACUUUAUGCUAAUCUCAAGAAAUGUUCAUUCCUCAGUACAAGUGUGACAUUUCUUGGAUACAUCAUCACUGCUCAAGGUAUCAAGAUGGACCCCAGUAAGAUUGAUGCUAUUGUCAACUGGCCUACACCAACAUCGAUGCAUGAUGUUCGAAGCUUCCAUGGCCUGGCAUCUUUUUACCGGAGAUUCAUCGAGAAUUUUAGUUAUAUUGUUGCCCCUAUUACUGAUAGCCUUAAGGGUGACAAAUUUUCAUGGAGUGACAAAGCCCAACAAAGUUUUGAAGAAUUAAAGAGGAAGCUCUUUGAAACCUUUGUACUUGCACUUCCCAACUUUGACCUGAUGUUUGAAGUAGAUUUUGAUGCUUCUAAUGUUGGAACUGGUGCAGUGUUAAGUCAAGAAGGUCGACCCAUUGCCUUCUUUAGUGAAAAGUUGAAUGGCACAAAGCUCAGAUAUUCCACCUAUGACAAAGAAUUCUAUGCAAUUAUGAAAGUCACUGGAUUUAAAGUGAUCAAGGAGUUGUAUGAGGAUGAUCCUGAUUUUAGCAACAUUUGGCAAGCCACUUCUAAUCAAGCCUUUCAGCAAUAUCAUCGCCAACAAGAUUACCUCUUCAAGGGUAAUCGAUUAUGUGUUCCACGUUGCUCACUCCGAGAUUCAAUUAUCUGGGAAGCACAUAAUGGUGGAUUAGCUGGUCAUUUUGGGAGAGACAAGACUUUAGCUCUUGUUAAAGAAAGUUUGUACUGGCCAAAGUUGGAGCAGAAUGUCAUUCGUCACAUUAAAAGAUGCAAAGAAAGGUUUCCUAAUCCACCUAAUGUCAAACUCUCCCCUAGAGCAGAUGGUCCUUUUCAGAUAGUGGAGAAAAUCAAUGAUAAUGCUUACAAGAUCAAACUUCCAGGUGACUAUGGAGUCUCUGCUACUUUCAAUGUAGCUGAUCUAUCUCCUUACUAUGAGGAUCAUGAGCAUUGAACUCAAACUCGAGGACGAGUUUUCUCCAACCAGGGGAGAAUGCACCGGGGGAAAGCACCACGAAAGUGCACUAGGAUUGCAAGUCAGCAAAUUUUAGACUACACUCUGCAGACUACAAAUAGGCCGGUGCAAUUCUGUCAAAAGUGGCCACUAAAUUCCACAAAGAUGGCUAACUCCCAACUGCAUUUUCACUUUUCAUUUAUUGCCUUAUGUUAGAUUUUGCUUAUAAAUAGCUAUGUUCCCU
This is a messenger RNA of Rubroshorea leprosula, 3268 nucleotides long. The record is from the annotation of a GenBank genome assembly. NCBI's taxonomy places the organism in Eukaryota, Viridiplantae, Streptophyta, Magnoliopsida, Malvales, Dipterocarpaceae.